CAAAACGUGCCUUGGUAACGCACAAUAUCGCGAUUCGUCUAUUUCUGCAACCGUAUCAGGCAGUUGGACACGCACGACGAAUAAGUGCGGGUCACUGCAUUGACAGCCGUGGGUAAAAAAAACUAACCUCUACGAUUCGCGUUUAAUUCGCGCGCGUGCACGCCGAUUACGUUUUAUAAUUAAAUCCAGGUUCCUCUCGUUUUCGAGAGGGGCCCGUGGCAAUUUGGUUGCUGUCUAAAACACUGGACGUGGCUGUAAUUGGAAUGUCCACAUGAAGCUGAUGAAGUUUUUGCUUCGUUACUUUCCACCAGGCCUCGCCUUGGAGUAUACUCAAGGUGGAGAUAUCAAGACGAAAAUGAUCGAUCUUCUGGAUUUAUCUGCCGAAACGGACAUAAGAGCAUUAGCGGAGAGCAUAAAAGCGGCCGAGCCUGUAAUAACCGAAAGUGUAAUGGAGCAGUUAGUGGAGACCCUGCAGAAGCUGCAAGCCAAAGUUUGCGAUACAAACCCGAAGCGUUACUACAAAUACAAGACCUUGCAGACCCAUCUUCUGCCCCUCACGAAUAUUGCGUUCGAUAAACUAGGUAAAAGAUGCUUGACAGGCAGCUAUGACAGAACGUGUAAAGUUUGGGACAUUGACAGUGGAACGGAGCUUCUUACUCUCGAAGGCCAUAAGAAUGUGGUCUACACCGUGUCCUUCAACAACCCAAUUUCAGACAAAAUCGUAACGGGUUCCUUCGACAAAACUGCAAAAAUUUGGUGUUCUCGGACGGGUCACUGCACGGCAACUAUGAGGGGUCACAAUGCUGAAGUAGUUGUUGCCAAAUUCUCGCCAAUUUAUACAAAAAUUGCAACUGGAUCUUUAGAUAUGACGUCAAGAAUAUUUGACAUAACAACAGGUGAGGAAUUAGGGAUAUUGAGAGGUCACACUGCAGAAAUAAUCGCUUUACACUUCAACAACGAUGGAAAUCAAAUAAUAACGGGUUCUUUUGACGGCACUGUCAGUAUUUGGGAUGCGAGGAUUCUCACCCGCAUAUGCGUGUUAAUCGGUCAUCGAUCCGAAUUAUCGAACUGCAUUUACAAUUUCGAUUGCUCGUUGAUCGCCUCAUCGUCGAUGGAUAAAACGGCCAAAGUGUGGGACACGAAAAUGAACUCGUGUCUGGCCACAUUUCGAGGACACGACGACGAGGUCCUGGACCUGACCUUCGACAACAAUGGGAAAAAGUUGGCCACUGCGAGCAGCGACACCACAGCCAGAGUUUGGGAUGUGAGCACCAAUUUCAAGCAGCUGGCCUUGAUGAAAGGUCAUCGAGAAGAGGUUUCAAAAGUGUGUUUCAGCCCAAAUAGUCAACAUUUACUGACAUCAUCCUUGGAUAGAACGUCGAAAUUGUGGUCUUUGGAAAAUGGAUGCUGCAUACAGACAUUAGAUGGUCAUACAGACGACGUGUUCAGUUGUGCAUUUUCUUAUAAUGGCGAUACUAUUAUCACAGCGAGUAAAGAUAAUACUUGCAUGAUUUGGAGAUGACUCGAUUGG
Molecule: messenger RNA, 1531 nt
Organism: Apis laboriosa (Himalayan honeybee)
Lineage: Eukaryota; Metazoa; Arthropoda; Insecta; Hymenoptera; Apidae
Product: dynein assembly factor with WDR repeat domains 1-like
Exons: 8
Coding region: 272-1522 (416 amino acids)
Biological process (GO): proteasome-mediated ubiquitin-dependent protein catabolic process; ubiquitin recycling
Cellular component (GO): nucleus; cytoplasm
Molecular function (GO): ubiquitin binding
Source: RefSeq, a predicted model, not a curated record